Molecule: messenger RNA, 2182 nt
Organism: Hylaeus anthracinus
Lineage: Eukaryota; Metazoa; Arthropoda; Insecta; Hymenoptera; Colletidae
Gene: snsl
Exons: 6
Coding region: 1435-2091 (218 amino acids)
Source: RefSeq, a predicted model, not a curated record
UUUCGAUGCCUCGAUCUCCUCGACUUCACGCGUAAACCUAAUCGAAUACGGGAAACGAUUCGAGCAAUUCAAAAUUACAAAGUCCUCGAUCUAACGAGAUCCUGAUAUUUAUUUAUCCUUUUUUUUUUUACGAUUUUAUCUAUGUAUCGAGGAAACUCGUAAACCGAGAAGCCAAGGCCGCGUUCGUCUUGUCCGUUACGGACUUUCGAGCUGUCCAACCGAACGACAUGAUCGAGCACACGAGGAACGAGUCGAGCAUAAAAUCUGAAAAAGAAUGGAAAGAACGAAGCAACCUUUUCGCGCUCUUCUUUCCAACGAAUGGACUUUCGAACAGCUGGAGUUGAUUUCUCAGGGUUUUGCCGUACACGCGCCAACAGCCAUGGUUGACGAGGAAGUCAGUCGGCGAGUUACCGCCGAUAACGCGCGUGCUAUCACGCGCGUGUCCACGCUCUAUCGAUGGUACCGUUAAACCGAGCACGUCCGUCGACGUCGGCCGCGAACGUAUAACCGUCCGGAUGACUGUUUUCAAAUUAGGCCCGAUCCGACGACGUUCGCUCCUAUUUUCGAACGGUAACGAUAAAAGCGCAAAGCGCGAUGUUCCUAGCCGCGGUACCCUGAUCCCGCAAAGUUUCGAGCCUAGUACGUCGACUGCAUCUUCUCGACAAGCGCGACCGUUAAGCCGAGCUUAAGUAGUUAUGUCAUCGUUAGCCAGGAACACCUUUUCUCGCGCGUGGCUAACGACCGAUAACGACGUGCGACGUUGUCGUCGCGAGGAAUUUUCUCUUUUGUACGAGCCACGGCCUUUCUGCUUCAGAAUUUUCAAAGAAAAACUCCGCUGUACAAACAAUGGUUAAACGGCCUCGUUGAACGCAAAGGAGGAAACGAAGAUUUCUAGUUGCCAUUGAAAAUAACACUGCUCGGUAAUCGAGUUUCACUUUUGUUGCUCGAUCGAGCAACCGUAUCAUUUUCAGCGUUUUCCGGGUAAACCUUCCAACGACCGGACGAAGAAGAAACGAACGAAUCGGAACUGAAAUUUGGCUUCUCCUUCCCGCGGAGACGCCGAAGAGGAAAAGGAGAGAGAGAGAGUUCAUCCCCGAUCCAUCGACAGUCGUUCGGACUCGGUGACCUCGAUCCCCGAUCCGCGUCUCCUUUCACUCGAACACUUCUUUCCGGUGGUCUUUCUCGCACCGUCGGUGCCAAGGAACGCGAUUGCAUUCUAUCGCGCCUGGACUGGUCUCGGUAGUCAGUGGUCAGCCCUCAGUUAGCCCGAGUUCGCUGGAGUAAGUCGACUCGAAGCCGCGUUCGUUACCUGCCAACUCGCUCUUUAGAUUUCACUUUCAUAAGACUCGCCAGCACGGUAUGAUGCAACCCGUUCUGAAGACCUGAAUACGGAAUACGCGCCCACGACCACGACAAGAUCCUUCCGAUGAAAAGAUGUCGAGCGCGAAGGACGUGCUGAUAAAGCUGUGCGUUCUGUUCUUCCUUUACGAUCACGCUGCGUGUCUCAUUAUCCCGGAAGAGCUGCCCACGAUACUUUCGCUGAUCUACUCCAAUAUUCCACCGAUAAAGAAAGGCACCGAUUCGAGACUCGGCGUGGGUUUCAGACUCGGGGAGCACGCGGAUUUUCAAGUACUGGUAGAGCUAGGACCCCAGACCGAAACGGAUCCGAUCGGCACUGCCGAUAACAAGAGACGUCGAGAUGCGAUGUUCGGUGCCGCGAUGAGAGGAGAACUCGGACCGUUGGCUCAAGCGGUUGCAAACUAUCAAUUGGAACGGAAAAUUCAGAGCGAACUGGAAAAAUUUAAAAGAACGGAGGAGAAGGUGAAUGCCGUGGACACCGAAGAAAGUAACGUCGAGAAGACUAAAGCCAGCGACUGGCUGGCAAAAUGGAGCAAAGAAAUGACGAAAUCGGGCAAAGACGAAACGCCAUUCAAAGAUGUUUCCGAAGAAAACAGUUUCUCGUCGUCUGUGAAAAACAAGACUGUGCAAAGGAUACGUUCUGGACCACCGCUUGCACCCACCGGUGGAAAAAGCGCGAUCUCUGAUCUAACAAACUUGUACAAACAACAAAAAGAUAAAAAAAGCGAGUGACUCGAGCGAAGCGUCUUCGUUAUAUAAGUAACAUCUAUUUUUUACGAUUCUACCGAGUUCGUUAUGUAUAUAAGAAAUAAAAAUUUAUACG